AGAAACAAAGUUCGUCGACCUCUUGAGUGUGUGUAGAUUUAGAUUUGGACCCAGCCUGUGCCAUUUUUGCCACAGAAUCAACAUAGAGAGGUAAGUGUAUGUAAGGCGUGUGAAUGAAGAAGCCUUAUGGUGAUUCAAGCGGUGAAUUUUGAGUAUACCUCAAUUCAUUGUUUCUGUUGAUCGGGGCAACAUAUUAUUUAAACGUCUCUGUUGGCAUUACGAUGCCCAGUGCCACACAUAAAUUGAAUUCACCUCAGUUGUGAUACGACCUUGUGUAAUCGUUUGGCAAGUCCUUAGAUUCAACAAUGUACUGUUACACUGAUUAACGUCAGGGUAGAGGAGUGCAGAAAUUGAGGGCGUCAAAGCCCCUCGAACAAUUUCGAAAUGAAAGGAUUCAUUUUGGCGCAUCCUUGAAUUCUGAUUUUUUUCCCCGACUAUUUUGUGGGGGCAUUUCAGACUUUCGGGAGGGAAGUGCCACAAAUAGUUAAAAUACUGAUUAAGGAUAUCUCUAACUCUGCCCCAGCCCAAUAUGAAUUUUAUUUAUCCCUGUUGUGGCGCCUUUGACGGUAUGCUUAUUGCAAUAGGUUACUCUCGUCCCUUACUUCAUUUUAUAAAGUAUUUUGAAAAAAAAUAAAAUCGAAACGUAAGAAUUCACUUUAUAACAUAACCGUAUUUAGCUUUGGACAUAAUACACUUAAUUAGAAAGCAGCGGAAGAGAUCCUACAUAAAAAUGUAGUUGUAGUUGCCGGUGUACUAUCCAGAAGUUCAGUGUGUACGCCAUUGUCAGUUACUUACAUCAACAACCAUUGAGGCGUUGGUUUAUUGUUGCACGUUGACAGGACUUAAUUAUGAUCGGGGAGGACAUUGAGACUGGGUAGCGCGCCUUGGUUAGAAGUUUGGGAGGAGCGAGCGGGUAUAUCAAUAGCGACACCAAAUUUGGGAAUUUCACUGACCGCUACAGCCCACACAGGAGAUUUCGCUCGAGAGUUUGAGUAGAUUUAGAUUUGGACACACCUUGUGGCAGUUUUGUCACAGAAUCCACUAGAGAUGUAAGUGAAUAAUAGCGUGGAAAUGAAGAAGCUUUAUGGUAGUUCGUGUGAUUGAUAGUUACGUUAGGUAGACGUUCCGUAGUUCGGAAGACUACGGUAAGUAGGUAGCUAGGGCCUAGUGUAGAUCACAUGGUGUGGGUAAUGUCUUCCCAUAUUUCAGGACUAAUCACCCCUUUUAUUGUUAUUGACACUAGUAAGAUAAAUAAUCACAACGACGAGGCGCAUAUAUCCUUGGAUAAUUCUCAAUUAUCUUUUAUCGUACCUAAGUGUAUUUAUUGUAUAUCGCAUGUUAUUAUACUUAUUAUAUGUGAUAAUAACUUAUCUUUAGUCACUUUAAGUUAAAUUGAAGACUUCUUUUGUUGUACGUUUUUGUGGAUUCUUGGGCACAUAGAAAAACAGGAUGGUGUCAGGGUUAUUUUAGAAAUUAGACUAAGUGUCACAGCAUAAGGGAGCUCUAGACAAAUUGGUGUCGAAGUGCGAUGGUACAGCAAUUGUUAAUUUAAUGAAGUAAAUUUGUAUUGCAUACUUUUAAUUCAGAUUGUACUUAGUCGUAUCUAGCUUAUUGCAUAUAUUGAACCUCACGGUUCAAGAUCCAUAUCCUGUAAUCAUCACUGUUAUUGUUUUAUUUUACUUUAGAUUCAUAUCUAUCUUCAGAUUAUUUUAUUGUAAUAUGGAAUAUUUGAAAGCACCCAUCGCAGACAAAAAGAAAGAUGUUAGCAAAGCUGAGUUUUUUCCGAUGGGUAAACUGAUACUGAUGAUGGAAUUUGAGGAACGACACAAAGUAGCCGAAAGGAAAGAAAGAAAACGACUAGCCAAAAUGGAAGAAAGACAACGACUAGCCGAAAUGGAAGAAAGACUAAGACAAGCCAAAAGAGAAAGUAAGGUACGUUAA
Molecule: messenger RNA, 1941 nt
Organism: Lymnaea stagnalis (great pond snail)
Lineage: Eukaryota; Metazoa; Mollusca; Gastropoda; Lymnaeidae
Source: the annotation of a GenBank genome assembly